Messenger RNA from Rhodotorula toruloides NP11, 3558 nucleotides. Its product is annotated as C6 transcription factor. The transcript is spliced from 11 exons. Gene Ontology annotation, molecular function: DNA-binding transcription factor activity, RNA polymerase II-specific; DNA binding; zinc ion binding. Lineage: Eukaryota; Fungi; Basidiomycota; Microbotryomycetes; Sporidiobolales; Sporidiobolaceae. The coding region runs from base 1 to 3558 and encodes 1185 amino acids. The record is from RefSeq and is a predicted model, not a curated record. Gene Ontology annotation, biological process: regulation of DNA-templated transcription; DNA-templated transcription.
AUGUCGGACCAGCAGUAUCGCUGGGAGCAGCGGCCUCAGUACGCUGGCACAUACGACCGGUCAGGUCCUCGCCCGACGUCGUAUCACGAGCAACAAUACGCUGCGUACGACUUUGAUCGUCACCCUUCAUCGACCGCUUCCGCACUGCUGCCCGAGUACCGCCCGCAAGCCGGCCAUCUCCCUCCUCCCGCUUACCCAUCCUCGCACUCGUCGUCCAAUCGGAGUCGGUCGUCUUCUGCCGAGCAGCAAGGCGUACCAUCGCAUGCGCCCGUGCAUUCGACCUAUGUCAUACCCUCGCAGCAUGCUGGUCACCAUCACACGCACAGCCAGGAGACCAUCUCCCCUUCCUCGAUCUACCAGCACCAGGUGUCGGCGUCGCCCGUGCACUAUUCACCUCCGACUCCGCUCGUCGACACCUUCCCGCCCGGCACGUUCUCGCGGCCCGCCUCGCGCUCCGACUAUGUCCCUGCUCCCCUCCGUCGAGCGCCUUCGUUCCCCAACUCGCGCAACGGAGGCUCGUCUCUUCCCGCCGGCCUCGUCAGCAACGUCGACACCUGGACUGGAACAGAUGCAUCUGCCUCUGCAUCGACGUCCUCCCUCGACUUGACUGGACCGCCCAACAUCGAGCUCAGCCGCCCGCCAGCAAGCCGGAAGAGGAGCGCCACCGCCGCCGCCACCGCCGAGAAGCAGGCGCCUCGCCGAAGGGUACCAGCGUCCUGCACACCUUGUCGCAAGAAGAAGUUGCGGUGCAAUCGCUCGAUGCCGUGCUCGUCAUGCGUUGAACGAGGCGAACCAUCCGGAUGCAUUUGGGAAGGCGACGCCGUUCCCCUCUACACCGUUCGGCAGGAGAACGAUGUCAAGGAGCUCAAGGCGCAGGUCGACCGCCUCCAGCACCUCCUCGACGCGCUAAGCCGUGCUCCGCCUCACGCUCCUCGACCCGAGCCUCCCCUCGCACCCCGGCCCGUCGUCCGACCAAAAGAAGCGCCAUCCCCUCCCCGUCCUCGCUUCGACCUGAAUGCACAGGAUUUCUGCGGCGCCUUGUCCGGCUUGGCGCUGACAGGUCCUGUACCGUCGCACCAGUCAGUCGGCUGCGAGUCGUUCGCCCCCGGCGGCACGAGCGGCGCUGCCUUCAUCUACGACGCGGGACGCUUCCUCAGCGCCAACGAGAAAAAGCGGCCCAGCCUUGCGACCGCGGCACUCACGCCGACCUCAGGCGUUCCUUCGCCACCUUUCUCCGGCGCGACCUCUCCCGAGCAGUCGACUGCCGCCCUCUCUCCGUCUCCCAUCGCCGUCAAUGCCGCCUUCCUCAAUGUCCGUCCGACCAUGUCGCAAGUGCUUGAGCUUCUGCCUUCCGACGCCGAACUCACCGCGACAUACAAGUUUUACGCAUCGUACAUCCACUCGCUUUCCUCACCGAUCAGCCUCGGCGCCUUCGAGCAUCGCUGGCCAGCGUUCCGCGCUGCCCUUGCUCAGCCUAACGCCACCGCUCGCGAGAAAGACGUCGACCCUUUCUUCGUUGCGACGCUCCUUGGCACCUGCGCGACUGGUCUUGCGAGCAUGACGAUCGAGCAGGCCAAAUCGCGGGGCUUUCCAGAGAGUCGUGCGCACAUCGUCGAGCGAUGGAUUCACGCUGCGAUGCUGUCGCUUGUCGCGGGCAAGUUCUUGGAGGCGCCGACCGUCGACGGUGUUCGUGCAGCCGUCAUCAUCGCGACAAUCUACAUUGAACUGUUCAUGACGACGGACGAGACUGUCUCCGCCGGCGUCUCGCUUCUCUCGCUCGCCGUCAACGCCGUCUUUGCACUUGGCCUCAAUCGCGACCCCGCCAACAAGAGCGCCUCGCCGUUGUCGUUCUUCGAGUGCGAGGAGCGUCGCCGCUUGUUCUGGAGCGUCUUCUCGUUAUGCGGCUCGGUCACGACGGGAAUCUCGCGCAAGUGGCCGCAGUUCGACCUCCGUCAGAUGGACUGCAAGUUUCCUCUCGACUGCUACGACUCCGAACUCCUCAUGGAUGAGCGCGCAGCGAAAGCGCGAGUACGUGCUCGUCAAGGGAACGAGCAGCCGGAAGAGACGCCAAUGACCGCUCCUUUGCUACGAGCGCAGUACGCCCUCCUUGUCAAGAAGAUCACGGACAAGGCUUUCAGCGUCGAGCCGUGCUCUUACUCGGAGGUACUCGCUCUUGAUGCCGAACUGCGCGCCUUCGAGGCGUCCUUCCCGCUCGUCUACCGCCUGCCUAUCGACACGACAGGACGAGUCCGCUUCGCCAACCCGCCGAGUAUGACCGAGGACCGCGCAGCGCUGCUGCAUCUUUGCCUCGCUGCCGAGUUCGUGCGGCUGCACCGUCCCUUUCUCGUGCUUGCUGCGACGGACGAAGUCUACCAGCACUCUCGCGAGCAAUGCGUCAAGUACGCCAAGCGCCUCCUCGCCAUCAACUCGACGCCGGGCUGCAGACUCAACUGGGCAGGACACACGUUCAAGGUUCUUUCGGGUGCCGUCGCGCUUGCUGUCGAGCUUCUGCAGUCGCCAAGCGAGCCGGACGCGCCGAUGAUCAGGUCGGCCCUCAACGGCAUUCUCGACCACGCCGAAGGUCUCACGGCUGCUUCUGUUGUCUGCCGCAAGACGAGCAGCGUCGUCGGCUUCAUCCUCGCCAAGGUCGACGAGGAAGCUGCCUCGUCCUCGCACCCUCGCACAGCCAAGCGCGCCAGGACGCUCUUCUACAACCCAGACGACGUCCGCAAUCAGCGGCGCAGUCUCGCACAGACGCUCGGCGGCGCCCCAUCAAACAUCUCGUCGCGCUCGAACAGCCCCGAGCCGGGCGAACGCCGCCGCAAGCUCUGCCGCCCGCCGCUCAUGCAUGUCGCGUCCGACACGAUCGUCCCGCAGGCGACGGCGACUUCGCAGGCUGUCGCUGGUCAGACGGCCGCCAUCAUGCGCCGCAACGGCCGCAGUCGCUCGGUCGAUGAGGCGUUGCCGACCGUCGGCGCACUUGCAGAGACGACUGCCCAGCCCAUCGAGUUCGACCAGCAGUCCAUCACGUCGCCACUCCGCCCCGUCUUCGCCGGCUACCCUGUCGCACCUCCUGCACGGCAGAUCGCCAAGUUCGGAGGGACGUUCUCGCGCGGGAUGUCGAGGAACCCGUCUCCUGCCGUCAGUGCCGGCACGGGCACGAGCGGAGGCAGCGUCCCGGCGAUGUCGUCGCCCGAGAUGGGCAUGACGCUCCAGAUCCCGCUGGCCAACAACCCGCUCGCGACGUCGCCCUCGUUCGCCUCGAUGGACCCGCUCUCGUCAGCCUCAACGACCGGCCAUUUCGACUUUUCCGAGUUGACUCUGACGGGCAGCGCUGGACCGCCUACAGCGUCGAUGAUCGACGAGCGAGCGGGCGAGACGUUCUUCACCCUCCCGGCGACCGCACUCGGCAUCGACGUCUCGCAACAGUCGGACUACUCGCCCACCGAGUCUGAUAUCGCUAUCGGCGGCGAGAACGGGCUCAGGAGCGGCGGAGGCGGACGGUCGCGGUUCAACGAGCCUAUGGAGGAGGACUUGGAUGCGUUCGGCGCUCCCUAA